AUGACGGCGUCGGACGAAGAGCUAAGGCAGCAGGACGUCGUCGGUGUUGUGCCUGCAGCCGUCCAGGAGGAGGCGGCGGCAGAGGGCGUCGAGGAGGUGACGCAGUCGCUCGAGGAGAUCCUGGCGCUCGGCCAGGGGCUGGACGACCAGGACUACAAGGCCGAGCUCCAAGUGCUGCAGAACGAUCCGAAUUCAAAUCUCUACUCGGCCGUAACCUUCGAAGAGCUCAACUUACCAGAGCCGCUGCUCAAGGGCGUGUACAACAUGAAGUUCGCAAAGCCGUCGAAGAUUCAGUCGGUCGCGUUGCCGCUGAUCUUAGCUGAUCCGCCCGAGAACCUCAUUGGCCAGGCACAGAGCGGCAGUGGCAAAACUGCUACUUUUGCCCUGGGUAUGCUGUACCGCGUGGACGUGAACUUGAAAGCCCCGCAGGCCGUGUGUGUAGGUCCCACUCGGGAGCUCGUGCGGCAGAUCAUGGCUGUGGUGAAUGCCAUGGGCAAAUUCAUUGGCGUCGAGACGUUUUUGGCGAUUCCAGGCAACGACGUUGCUCGGGGCGAGCGCUUGACGGCUCAAGUGAUUGUCGGCACCCCGGGCAAAGUUGAGGGCAUGAUCAAGAAGAAGCAGCUCGAAACGCGCGAUGUGAAGAUUUUUGUGCUGGACGAGGCCGACGUGAUGGUUGCAGAAGAUGGUAUGCGCGAGCGCUCUGUGGCGAUCAAGCGGAUGAUCAAGAACCGUGCGUGCCAGUACCUCUUGUUCUCGGCGACGUACGCGGACGACGUGCGGGAGUUUGCCCAGAAGAUGGUGCCUGAUCACAACAUUAUUACCGUCAAGAAGGAGAAGCUCACUCUAGACGGUAUCAAGCAGUUCUGGAUCGACUGUAAGACUCGCGACAACAAGUUCCAAGUGCUCUCGGACAUUUUUGCAGUCUUGACGAUCGGCAAGUGCGUCAUCUUUGUGCAGCAGCGCGAAACAGCCAAGGAACUGACGCGUCGUAUGCGUGAGAAGGGCCACAUGGUGGGUAUCUUGCAUGGUGCCGACAUGGCGAAGGAGGUGCGCGACCAGGUGAUCGAUGAGUUCCGUGCCGGUACAACCAAUGUGCUGAUCACUACGAAUGUGCUCGCUCGUGGCAUCGAUGUGGCGGGUGUGUCACUUGUCGUGAACUUUGACAUCCCGCUAACGCGCGACCAACGCCCGGACCCCGAAACGUACUUGCACCGUAUCGGUCGUACAGGUCGUUUUGGCCGCAAAGGCUGCGCCAUCAACUUUGUCUACGACAACAAGAGCAAGCAAGACCUUGCGGAUAUUGAAGAGCACUACGCGCGACCUAUCACUCAGGCUCCCGCGGACGAUAUCGAGGAACUCGAGAAGCUGCUGGCCUGGGAGUAA
Molecule: messenger RNA, 1383 nt
Organism: Hyaloperonospora brassicae
Lineage: Eukaryota; Oomycota; Peronosporomycetes; Peronosporales; Peronosporaceae
Source: the annotation of a GenBank genome assembly